This is a messenger RNA of Talaromyces rugulosus, 1305 nucleotides long. RefSeq lists its product as uncharacterized. Lineage: Eukaryota; Fungi; Ascomycota; Eurotiomycetes; Eurotiales; Trichocomaceae. The transcript has 2 exons. The record is from RefSeq and is a predicted model, not a curated record. The coding region runs from base 1 to 1305 and encodes 434 amino acids.
AUGGCUGAUACAACUCUUGAGAGUCUGCCUAUCGAGCUCAAGAUUCUUGUUUUAUUUGAAGUACCGGACAGCGACACCCUCAAAUCCCUCGUGCUUGCGUCGCCUGGGUACCAUGAGGCAUACCUCAUGGUGAGACCACAAUUACUCAAAUGUCUUGUAAAACGGCAGUAUGGCGGUUUUCUCGACCUGGCAGAAGCGCUCACUGCUGUGCGGUCUGAAGGCGUGCAUUUUAGCAUCGGGGCAGAAAAGGCAAUUUGUGUGCUGGAUCACUGGCGCCGCAGAAGCGAGUUUCGUGACCUCAAGCAAUCCCCGUCCAAUCGACUUGACGAGCCGAAUUCACUAGAGGAAAUUGUAACUCUGCUUCAUUUUCAUAAAAUGCUGCGCUUUUUCCUCGAGGACUAUUCAAUCAACGCCCCAAGGCCCCCAUGGAUUGAGCCGAUUGAAUGGGAAAAUAAAUACCUGCCACUACGCUUGUCGCUUUCUGAAAAGCAUCGUUUCUUAAGAGCCAUGUGUCGAAUACAAAUUAUGAAAAAUAUCUUCGGGGACCGAGUGCAAUGUUUAGAAUAUCCGGAUUGUGAUUCAUGUGGCCAAGUGAAAUUGUGGACAUCGGGGGAUACGGAGGAAUUGAGAAACCUUCAAGGAACGCACGGUACUUGGUUUAUCAAGGAACAAGCAUAUCGGUUGUUCUAUGGGACUAUACCGCCUUGGGAGCACGAGGAAAUGGGCGGCGUGUUCAGUUAUCUCAUGACCAAGAUGAAGCCCAUUUCAGAGGAGAUUGCAGACGACUUGCGACAACUCAGUAAGAGUACACCAUGCAACUACUUUUGGGAUAUUCUUCCUAUAGAAAAGCGGCUACCUUUUUGUGAAAUUGAGAUGGAGAGUGACCUUGUUCACUUUCACCACCAUUUCAGGGAAUUGGCGGGACUAGGACCGGGAUUUCUAUAUCGAAUUCUACAUAUGGAUCCGCUAUCUCGACGUAAUAUACUUUGCACAAACACCAGGGUCCUGUCGGAGGGGCCAUUCAUUGGACUCACAAUUGGACUCUCGUGGGACCACAUGUUCCCAUUUACCGACCCAGCGGAUCGGUAUGAUUGCCCGAAUUUCGAGCAACUCUGGUCUACUUUGCCGCCAAUUGAACAGCCUACUGUGGGUUGGAAGAAAUCGUGGGUGCUGCCCCACAAUGAAGAAGAUACUCUUGAGGAUGCCAUGCAUUUGGAGCGAAAUUCUGAGAAGGACUGUGAGUGGAGUUACGCUCUUUGGGAUGAGAGAAGAUUAGAGGAGUGGAAAGCACCGUUGCUAGAUUAG